Cynocephalus volans (Philippine flying lemur) is the source of this 6333-nucleotide messenger RNA. RefSeq names its product myosin light chain kinase family member 4 (gene MYLK4). NCBI's taxonomy places the organism in Eukaryota, Metazoa, Chordata, Mammalia, Dermoptera, Cynocephalidae. The coding region runs from base 179 to 2224 and encodes 681 amino acids. The record is from RefSeq and is a predicted model, not a curated record. Gene Ontology annotation, biological process: protein phosphorylation. Gene Ontology annotation, molecular function: ATP binding; myosin light chain kinase activity. The transcript is spliced from 15 exons.
GGCAGUUGAGAGAGGGAGGAUACUUCCUCUCAUAGUGACAUUUGUCUUCUCAGAAGACUUACACUGACUGAGUAAAGACUUUCACCAGAUAAUUCCAUAGUCAGUUUGAAUUCUGCAAAAUUUCCCUUUAUCUGCUGGAAAUUAUAUACUCUGCACUUGGAGUAGCUCAGACUUGAAGAUGUCCUCGUAUAAAUGUCAAGAGAAAGGAGCACUGCAAAGUCAUGACUGUGUCUUGAUUUACAAACCGGAGACAGAGGGAGAUGAAAACCACAGUUCAGACAGUAGCCUAAUCGGAUUCACCAGCAAGAUGUUAAAAGUGAAGAGGCUGGAAGAAAUCAACACGUGCUAUAACAGCAACCAGCUGGAGAAAAUGACCCUUUUUCAGUGCAUGGAAAAGGUUGAAAAAGUGAAAUGUUUUCUGGAAGAAAAUUCUAGUGAACAGAAUUCAAGAAUUGGAAAGAACGAGGCAAAGGAGAAGGUGUGGUCAAACCCUGGCCUAAAGGAGAGAACACCUGUCAAAGGCGAAAGGACGUCAGCCCUCACAGAGAGAUCUUCUCAGAAGAACCAACUCUCCUCUGAGAAAGAAAAGGUUAAUAAAUUCAACAAGAAAAAUGAUGAGAAGACGAACGCCUCUCUAGUUCAGAGACGUUUUGCCAUAUUUCAUACAGAAAGACAAGAUGAGGUAGAAGAUUUUGCUCCAAGAAAUUCCACAGAGCCAAGAGAGGAUAUAGACGGAAGAGACAUUUCAUGCGCAAAGAGCCUCAACAGACAAGAAAAUCAUAGUCUUGGAGGUGAUAAGCAAACCACUGUGGAUAAAAAUGAAUGUCCAGUGUUCAGAGGAGAGAAAAGUGGGCCUCGUUUUAAGGAAGAUACUAGUGGAAGAGAAGCUGAGAAAAAAGGAAGAUUGGCAACCGCGAGUGAAACAGAGUUGGACCAGUGUUCAAACGAAAGGCAGUACUUUGGUAAAGUUAGUGGUGAUCAAUUCCAUGAAAGGUGUAUCACCGGCGUAAAGACCGUUCCUAUACCACGAAUUCCAGGAAAUUCAGCAGUAGGAUCUUUUUUCCAGAAUGCUGAACAAAGAGGGUACAUUGGCAGCAGUAAGCGUAGAGUGACAGAGGGGUGCUUCAUCAAUGAGGACAGCAAAAAGAGCAGAGCAGACGUAGUGGGUACAGGUGAAGAACACGCAUUCAAAAGGACAAAGCAAGACAGACGAGCCCAGAGGAGCUUACAGGGCAAACCCUGGGAGUCCGCUGGGAUGAAGACCUCCAGAAAGCAAGACCUGGUGACCCCACUGGAUGAUGUCCUGGCUCCUCCUGCCCCAUUUGAUCAUCGUAUUGUAACAGCCAAACAAGCAGCGGUCAACAGUUUUUAUACUGUGAGCAAAACAGAAAUUUUAGGAGGGGGGCGUUUUGGCCAGGUGCACAAGUGUGAAGAGAAAGGAACAGGCCUGAAGUUGGCAGCCAAGAUCAUUAAGACCAGAGGCACGAAGGACAAGGAGGAUGUGAGGAAUGAGAUUAGCGUCAUGAACCAGCUGGACCAUGCGAACCUCAUUCAGCUCUAUGAUGCCUUUGAGUCCAAGAAUGACAUCAUCCUGGUCAUGGAGUAUGUGGAUGGUGGGGAGCUGUUCGACCGCAUCAUUGAUGAAAACUACAGUUUGACCGAGUUUGACACCAUCCUGUUCAUCAAGCAGAUAUGUGAGGGGAUAAGGCACAUGCAUCAGAUGUACAUUCUGCAUUUGGACCUCAAGCCUGAGAAUAUCCUGUGUGUGAAUCGGGACACUAAACAAAUAAAAAUUAUUGAUUUCGGAUUGGCCAGAAGAUACAAACCCAGAGAGAAGCUGAAGGUGAACUUUGGAACCCCAGAAUUUCUUGCCCCUGAAGUUGUGAACUAUGAUUUUGUUUCCUUUCCUACUGACAUGUGGAGUGUGGGGGUCAUCGCAUAUAUGCUACUUAGCGGUUUGUCCCCUUUCCUGGGUGAUAAUGACGCGGAGACGCUGAACAACAUCCUAGCCUGCAGGUGGGACUUAGAGGAAGAAGAAUUUCAGGACAUCUCGGAGGAGGCCAGGGAGUUCAUUUCGAAGCUUCUGAUUAAGGAGAAGAGUUGGCGGAUAAGUGCGAGUGAAGCUCUCAAACACCCCUGGCUGUCAGACCACAGGCUCCACAGCAGGCUCGGUGCACAGAAGAAGAAUUGCGGCUCUAAUGCUCGGGACCUGGGGACCAAAUAGUCUACAGAAGACACCCAUUUGAAAGGAAAACUGCUGCGGUUGCUGCUGCUUUGAGAAGAUUUUUGAGAAAAUCAGCAGUUCUGAUGCCCUGACCCCUAGGAUGACUGUGGCAGGGGUAGCCCUCAGACUUGAACUUAGAGCGCCUCUGCCAUGCUCAGGGGACCCAAGUGUCGGGGUCCCCGAGGGCACAGACACAUCCCCACACCCCAUGGCAACACACGUGGGGAAGAUGUUUCCCUGCCACCUUGAGUUUCUUAUUUUUAUUUUUUGAUCUUAGUCACGGAGGCAAGGGGUGCAUUAUGUCUGCCAUUUCUCAGAUUACUAAAGCAAUCAUACUUGAGAUUUAUUUGAGAUUUUAAAACCUGGAGGAUGCAUUUAGAGGAAGAAAACUGCUUCCGGUCAUUAACCUAUGCCUUUCAAAUGGGUGAUCAUAUCGCCAGAACAAAUUCUAAGUCUGGUGCAACCUUGAACACUUAGUUUCUAAGACUUUAUCAUUUUAAUGUGAUCGGAAAUGAGGUGAAUUCAAUGGAUAAAUAAUUUGCUUGCUGGAACAUAAGCUUUCUUUGAAUUCUGAGGCAAGAGGCACCAGACAUUGUAUCUUCCAUUUAUUCUGAAUUGUCUCCCAAGCGCAUCAGUUUCUCCCAGUAGUUGACUCUUUCUUCACGUUAGUGACAUGCCUUUUCACAGUGCACUGCCUGCUCUCUUCUGAUUGACAGUUCAUCCCCAUGAAACUCAUGGUUCUGAGAGGCAGUGCCAAAGGUAUCUGUUUAUGGUUAGUCUUUAAAAUUGCAACUUUUGGGGAAACGUCAACAGUCACAAGAGCUUUGCUCAAGCCCCAAUUGUCAAUGAGAAGGGAUGGAUCUUUGCCUCCUUGGGAAGGACAGUGCUUGGCUUCCAGUUUGGAAAUGACUUGGUAGAAUAGCACUCAAGUUUCUGGGUAAACGCAAACAUUUUUGAAGAUCAACAGCCUCACCUGUGCAGAGUCCUCAGGUGACUUGGUGGUCAUGAAGAAGUGGCAGUCAGAAACCAAAGGUGAGGGGAGCUCUCUGCUCAGCUCACUUCUUGGACAUGAGGUUGACCAGUGGAGGCUUCUUUUUCCUGAGCUCGGGUGCCAUUUUAUGACAGGUAUUUGACAAGCUCUACUGUGGAUGGUGUGUGGGACAUUGGAAGGCACUGGGACAUUUAAAGAGCAAAGCACGUGUGUCAUUUCCUUAUGAAGAAGAGACCCUGCAAAGCCCCUGUCAUUCUCUGACACACUCCACACCUCGUGCCCCACUCAGUUUCGGAAGCGUUCCUCACAUUUUCCAUUUCCAAAUAACUGCUUGUUGAGAUCAGCUAGAAUACUGCAUUUAUUUUUAGCCAUAAGUCAUUCUAGGCGACUGUUGUCACGACAGCAGUGAAAGGUCAUAAGAAUAACUUGGUGGCCACAUCGGAGAGGGCAGAUUUAAUUUGCAUUGGCUUUUUUCCAUUAUCUCUCAUAUCCACUUAAUGAAUCCUUACAGCGUGGCCAAGAAUAAUCCUUGUAGCAUGCCCAAGAAUACAUGUGCAGCAUUCUUAUUCUCUUGUUUGAGGUACAGGGGAAGUAGAGAUAGAAGAAAUUGUGUAAUUUACUGAAGGCUUCAUGCCAGCUUCGUGGUCAUGCAGUCUAUAAAACUGGCUCUUUUCUAGCCUUUCUCUUACAUUAUGAUGCAUUUCUUUUUUCCUUUGGCCUAUGCAUUUAUCCAAGGUUGGUUUCUUAUGUUCCUGUUAUGUGACUGUGCUUAAAAUGUUUAAUUUAGUUCCCUUAAACUCUCUCUCUCUCUCUCACACACACACACACACACACACACACACACACACACACAUGCAUGCAAAACCCUGUGACUGAAGUGUUAUAUUACUGUGCUGUCUUUAGCUGACGCUAUUCAUUGAAUGUGGAAAAAUACAAGCCAGUGCGUGCAUUAAUACUCAGACCGCAGAGAGCUGGCCUCACUCAGAUGCUAAACAGGACACAAGGGUCUGAUUUGAAACCCUGCAUGGAAGGGCAUUUUCUGUGCUGUGGCGUGUAUUCUCUGAUGGCUGUUGCAGGAGGUCUUUUGCAUGACAUGCAGCUUGCAUCCAGCUUCCAUUCUGAUUCAUGUCGGCAGAUGAACUUUCUCCAGGCGCUGCCACCCAUGGAAGAGACAGCUUAGGCCAAACACAGGAAUGAUUUCUUUGCCAAAUUAGUCCACUGAUGACCCUACAGUUAGUGGGGGUUUUUUUUGGGUUUUUUUUUUUUUUUUUUUUGAGGUUUAGAAAUGAGAGUCUACUUUGAAAAUGGAUCUUGUUUGAAUAAGUUAAAUUUCCACAUUUGGGUGGGACGGCGUCCCACACCAGCGGGGUGAUUUUCCUAUGAGAGUGGAGAGGAGCUGGCAUUGCCGAGUUGAUGAUCACAGUCUGGAGUUGCGGGUGGGACGGGAGAUGCUCAGCCCGUGCUCAUCCCAUCCCCUCACUCCACACCCACGUGUGGCUGCUGCAGCAGAGACAGGAACUUGGUAGACUGCCAUUCUGAGGGGGAAAGGGGGCUUUGCAAAGCCCAGGAAUCAAACCAGAUGCAAGCGUGGGCUCAGAGAAGCUAUUGUGAUCAGUUUUUCCACGAAGCCAUGGAGACGUGAGAGACUGUUUCUCCUCUGCCCUCUUAGUGGAUGCUAGGGCUUCACUUACUCUCGCUAGGAAGUUCCCCGUUCCUUUAGCAAAUGGAGGAAAUGAGGCCUGGAUUUGGCUCUUCCCACUGCCUAGAGAGAAUGCACCUCACAGAGCCGUAAGGACAAAGCAUGCCCAUGCUCUCAUUAUUUGGAAGACACCAGCUCUGACCCAGAAUCUGUUGCUAUUGAAAAGCAGGGAGAAAAACGCUCAUGCCCCGACUCGUUACGUAAAGACUUUGGAAGGGAUUCUCACCUGAUCUAAAACGGGGAAAAGACUUGUAGGUUGAAAUUGGGUAACAUUCAUGUCUGUGGGGUACCGUGGGUUUGUUUUUAGUUGCUUUUUGUCUGACUUGAUAUUAAUCCACUUUCCUCAAAAAUGUAAAUAGGCAUGCUGCCAUCGGUCUGGCAUACUUUUGAAAGAUGUAUGAAUACUUACAUUUUCAUUCAUUUUACGGAAAUUAGAAUAGCAAUCGUUUUCUCAUUUUAGAAUCCAAGUAUGGAUUUGAAACUAGGGAAACGAGACUGCUGCUGUUUAUUUCAUUCCUUUUUCGUCCCUUCUGCUCCCUCGCCGUUCCCCAGCCACUCUGCCGGGGCUGCUGGUUUGCAUGCAUGGGCUCCUUCAGGGUGGGCUGCGGGUCGACUGAUGGACCUUGUUGGAAAAUCCAUCUGUAAACACGCGCGAGAGGAAGCAGCAGGGUCCCUCGAGGCUGUGUUCAUCAGACCCAGCUCAGCGCUCUGUCCCUGGCCGUCCUGUCAUCCCUGUGGGCUGCAGCAUCACCUGGGCUCCCCUUCUCCAUAUCUGUGACACUCCUACCUUACUUCUGCUCCCUCUUUUUUUUUACUUCUUUUUUUUUUUCUUAAGUGAGAAUCAAAGUCUGUCUUCUCAUCCAUUGCAAUGGUCUUCUAGAGCCUUUUUAGAUGAAAAUGUUAUUUCCAAAAGGCAAAUUGCAUUCUGACCUAAAGGAAAGUCGAUGCUGGACUUACUAGAUGUCUGGUUCCUGGAUUAAGAUGACUCCCUUGCACAGCUUGAAGUCUACCGUUUUCUCACAUUGGAAGUGCCCCUUUUUCUCUUCCUCCGCUUUAGCGAGGCGUGCUUCGUGUGCGUGGUCUUUCUGUGGGCAGCUUCACCUUCCGUGAAGGCGUGUAACUCAACUACUGCUACCACCCAAUCAAAAGAGCAGAAGACAUUCAACACCUAAGUGUGCAUGUGUUGACCUGUGGCUUUCACUGUCAUCCCAGCUGACAGAUGUCAGCAGGGCCUUCUGAUGAGGUUCAUGGAUGUAGAUAGGAAAUAAAAAUGGAUUCAUAAUAUGGUCAUUGCGUAUAUUAUGCAUAUUUGUUAUUUCUGAACAUAGUGUCAUUCAGCUGUGCUUCUUUGCCUUAUAAAGAUGUGUAACAGUCAUGUAUAUGGAUUACAUUGAGGAAUAAAUGCAGACCUUGUGUAUC